This is a messenger RNA of Ascochyta rabiei, 1545 nucleotides long. Its product is annotated as Transcriptional adapter ada2. The coding region runs from base 1 to 1545 and encodes 514 amino acids. Lineage: Eukaryota; Fungi; Ascomycota; Dothideomycetes; Pleosporales; Didymellaceae. The transcript has 2 exons. Gene Ontology annotation, biological process: regulation of transcription by RNA polymerase II; chromatin remodeling. The record is from RefSeq and is a predicted model, not a curated record. Gene Ontology annotation, molecular function: chromatin binding; protein binding; transcription coactivator activity. Gene Ontology annotation, cellular component: SAGA-type complex; nucleus.
AUGGGCGUCAUCAAGAAGAAGACGGGCACCCGGGGCACCGAGGGCGGCAUCAAGUAUGUCUGCGACGUCUGCUCGUCCGACAUCACCUCGACCGUCCGCAUACGUUGCGCAAACGACGACACCUGCCACGAAUACGACCUCUGCGUGCCGUGCUUCUCCGACGGCAAGUCGUCGCGCGACCACGACCCUGCCACCCACGCCUUCAAAGUCGUCGAGCAGCAUUCCAUACCCAUAUACACCGAGGACUGGGGCGCAGACGAGGAGCUGGCUCUGCUCGAGGGCGCUGAGACGUACGGACUAGGCUCAUGGGCCGACAUUGCAGACCACAUUGGCGGCUUCAGGGAGCGCGACGAGGUCCGCGACCACUACAUCUCCACAUACGUGCAGAGCUCCAACUUCCCCCUACCAGAGCAUGCCAGCAAGGACGACAUCGCGCUCAGUGAGCGCAUCCCUCGGGCUGAGUUCCAAGCCCGCAAGAAGAGGAGGAUAGAGGACAAGAAGGAAGAGGCCAAGAAUGCAGCCCCUGCUACGCCCAAGCAGAAGCCCACCGCCAGCGUGCCGUCCUGUCACGAGGUCCAAGGCUACAUGCCCGGUCGCCUGGAGUUUGAAACCGAAUACUUCAACGAGGCCGAAGAGGCAGUCCAGCACAUGUCCUUCGAUCCCGGCGACGGCAUCAACCCCCGAACGGGCGAAAUGGAGCCCGAGAUGGAGCUCAAGAUGACCAUCAUGGACAUCUACAACUCGCGACUGGACGCUCGAGUCGAGAGGAAGAAGAUCAUCUUCGAACACAAACUGCUCGAGUACAGGAAGAACCAAGCGUCCGACAAGAAGCGCACAAAGGAAGAGAAGGAUCUGCUGAACAAGGCGAAACCAUUUGCGCGCAUGAUGAAGCAUGACGACUUUGAGAUUUUCUGCAAAGACCUCGAGUACGAGCACAAUCUGCGACAGGCCAUCUCCCAGCUGCAGGAGUGGAGGAACAUGCAGAUUACGAACCUGAAAGCUGGCGAAAAGUACGAGCAGGAGAAACAGACAAGACAGUCUCGAGGACCUCCCGUUGGCCAGUUCGACCGCCUGGCUUCCAACAGAAUUGGCAAGCCCACGCCUCCCUUUGAGCAGCCCUCUGCCGCAACCGCUUUGAUUGGUCCAGAGCUUCCUCUCCACAUCAAGCAAAGGAGCGGACUUACCACACCGCCUCCGGACCGUACAGCCAAUGGCGUCAACGGCACCAACGGCGUUCUCACCCCACAAUACACCAAGACCAAGUUCCACGUGAAGCAGCUUCCAAACACCGUGCCUCUGAAGUUUGGCAAGGAGUCUGCCGCUGAUCUGCAACUGUUGACACCGGAAGAGCGCGAGCUGUGCAGCGUACUGCGCAUCAUGCCGAAGCCGUACAACGUGCUCAAGGAGAAGAUUGCACGGGCUGCACUGAGCAACAACGGCGCGCUGAACAAAAAGGCUGCCAAGGAGCUCUUGGCCAUCGACCCGAGGAAGUCGUCGCAGCUGUUUGAAUAUUUCGUGCACAGCGGAUGGAUCGCCAGGGCAUAG